Molecule: messenger RNA, 3018 nt
Organism: Sarcophilus harrisii (Tasmanian devil)
Lineage: Eukaryota; Metazoa; Chordata; Mammalia; Dasyuromorphia; Dasyuridae
Gene: SLC16A10
Product: solute carrier family 16 member 10
Exons: 6
Coding region: 318-1796 (492 amino acids)
Biological process (GO): transmembrane transport
Molecular function (GO): monocarboxylic acid transmembrane transporter activity
Source: RefSeq, a predicted model, not a curated record
AGGGCGCAGGGGAUGCAUGGGGGGGGCUGUCCAGCAUUCGGGUCUGGAACCUUGAGAGGCACGAACCCCUCGAGCUGCCCUCGAGCCUGUGCGCGCGCCCCCUCCUCUGUCUCAUCUUCCUUGCCCGCUCUUCUAGUCCCCCGUGCCUUUCCCUUGGCCUUUGCUGGCCCGCAGCACGGUCCUGAGCGCUCGGGUCGGCCCAGAGCUCGCGCCUCCCCACGCACCCGAGCCGCGGGGAGGAGGAAAAGGAAGGCGCGCGGGGGGGGUGGGGGUGGAGGGGGGGGUAAGGAAAGGAGGGUCUCGGGCUUGCGGGGGCAAUGGUGACGGCCCAGGAGGAGCCCUCCUCGGGGCGCGGGAUGAAGCCCAGCCCUCAGCCUGAGGGGGGCGUCUCCUCCCAGCCCGCCGAGAGACUCGAGAUGCCCGCGGACGGGGAGGCGCAGGGGUCCCCGGGGCGGCCCGUGCCCGAACCCCCCGAGGGCGGCUGGGGCUGGGUGGUGAUGCUCGCGGCCAUGUGGUGCAAUGGAUCGGUGUUCGGCAUCCAGAACGCGUGCGGCGUGCUCUUCGUGUCCAUGCUGGAGACCUUCGACUCCAAAGACAACAAGGCGAUGGUGUUCAAGACAGCUUGGGUGAGUUCUUUGUCCAUGGGGAUGAUUUUUUUCUGCUGCCCUAUAGUGAGUGUGUUCACAGACAUAUUUGGAUGUCGCAAAACGGCCGUUGCUGGAGCUGCUAUAGGAUUCAUUGGACUUAUGUCUAGUUCUUUUGUAAGCUCCAUCGAGCCUCUGUAUCUCACAUAUGGAAUUAUAUUUGCCUGUGGCUGCUCAUUUACAUACCAGCCAUCGUUGGUCAUUUUGGGACAUUAUUUCAAGAAACGCCUGGGACUGGUGAAUGGCAUCGUCACUGCUGGUAGCAGUGUCUUCACAAUAUUACUCCCUUUUCUUUUAAGGGUACUAAUUGAUAAUUUGGGCCUCUUCAAUACACUCAGAGUCUUAUGCAUCUUCAUGUUUGUCCUUUUUCUCGCUGGCUUUUCCUAUAAACCCUUUCAUGGUGAUGCCAAAUAUAAAGACAAUCAGCAAAAAGGAGAGAAAAAAUUCUUUCUCUUUUCCAGGAGAAAGUUCAGCCCUCCCAAAAAGAUUUUUAAUUUCUCCAUCUUUAAGGCCAGAGGUUAUUCAGUCUGGGCUUUUGGAAUCCCACUUGCACUUUUUGGAUAUUUUGUGCCUUAUGUUCACUUGAUGAAUCAUAUAAAAGAGAGAUUUGCAGAUGAAUCAAAUAAAGAAGUAACUCUAAUGUGCAUUGGAAUCACUUCAGGAGUUGGACGAUUGGUCUUUGGCAGAAUUGCAGACUUUGUGCCUGGUGUUAAAAAAGUUUACUUACAGGUUAUCUCAUUUUUGUUCAUUGGCCUGAUGUCUAUGAUGAUUCCACUGUGUAAUGUCUUUGGGGCACUCAUAGCUGUCUGCCUUUUCAUGGGUCUCUUUGAUGGAUGCUUCAUUUCUAUCAUGGCACCCAUUGCCUUUGAGUUAGUUGGUGCCCAGGAUGUCUCCCAAGCUAUAGGAUUUCUGCUUGGAUUCAUGUCUAUACCUAUGACUGUGGGCCCACCCAUUGCAGGUUUACUUCGGGAUCACCUAGGUUCUUAUGAUGUGGCCUUCUACCUCGCUGGGAUCCCACCCCUGCUGGGAGGAGCUGUCCUUUGUGCAGUCCCAUGGAUCCACGAAAAAUGGAAACAAAAAGAAAUGAGCAUCAGGGGAGAGGAAAAGCUGGAGAAAAUGUUGGAGAACCACUCCCGAGUUCAUCAGGGAUAAAUAAAGACUCUGAUCCUGUUUUGUAAUGCUCCGGGCUUCUGUCAGACUGGACUUGCUUUCCAAAGUUACAGCAAGUUUUCUUUUUUAUGAAUUGGAAAUUUUUUUUUUUUUUAAAGAUAGCAUUAUAGGAAUAACACUAGAACGGUAAAACAAGAUCAUUACCCAGCAAGUAUCCUUUCUUAACAAUGAAUCAAAGCUUUCUGACAUUUCUGAGACCUAGGGCAGGAACUUUGGUACUGAGGGAAAAAAAGACAUAAAAUCAAAUCACAAUUGUGUAUGAGAGAAAAAUUUAGGCUUCUCACAAGAAAAGUCUGGAAAUUGUGGAAGCUACUUAGCAUGUAUAAAGAUUAUAAAAUACCUCAAGCUAGACUGAAGGGUUGCAGUCUGAUUAGGACCAGAAAUCUUUUUUGGUUACUAAACUAUGGUACUGAUCAGUUCUGGUAUCUCUGUUUUUAACUUCUUGUGCUAUGUUAAAUAAUUAAGAAAAAUAAAGCAUAGAUCUUAGCCUUCCCCGGAAGAUUGAUACUUAAAUUUUAUGCUUUGCUGCUGCUAAGUUAUGAAAUGUGUUCAUAUUCCUGAACUUGUUCCAGUGUGAAUUCCUGUUUUUGAGCCAAAAGAGGCCUUUAAUGGGGCAGGAGCUGAAAUGUAUGCACACUAAAUAUGUAAGGCACAAAUGUCACCAGUGCUCUUACAAGCAGAGUGGUGCAGAAUUCAGUCAUUUCUUCCAUUUUAUAUUCCCCACUGUAGGUCUACAGUGUGUUUUAACACUUGAAUGGCCUGUAAUUUGCAGGGUCUAAAAAAAUAAACCCCCAACCCAAAUUAACUGAAGAUUUUGAAUCACAACCCCAAGUACAAUAGAAUGAAUUAGAGAGAACUUGAUAACUUGUAUUUUAAAUUCUUUUGCUAUUCUGGGUCUACUAGGUCCAAAAAAGGUGAUUAUUUUCUUUAGAGGCAUGUUAAGCAUGCACCAAGCUGCAGUUAUACGCACAAAUAGACAAAAAUCUUAUCUUCAUGCAGUUUCCAUUUCUAAUAGAACUAAAUUGCUUAAAAUCUUAUCUAUGAAUGUAAUGGGUCUGUUUGUGACUUGAAAACAUUUGUCAAACAAUUUUACAUUACCAUAACUGUGUGAAAAAAAAUAUUCAAUGUCUUUCUUAGUUCCCUUUCUAUUAACAUUCCUGCCACGUAUGCCCUAAAAAUAAACUGCUAAUUAAGUUACCACUCA